This is a messenger RNA of Insectozyma verbasci, 987 nucleotides long. NCBI's taxonomy places the organism in Eukaryota, Fungi, Ascomycota, Pichiomycetes, Serinales, Debaryomycetaceae. The record is from the annotation of a GenBank genome assembly.
AUGAGAUUCAUUAAUAUAUUACCAUAUUUCAUACUUAUAAUCUCAGUAUAUUGUUCAACUUAUGUAUCUAUACCUAUUAUUAGUGAAUUACCACAACUUGCAAGAUUUUCAAAUUAUGAUGCAAUUACAUUUUUACAAUCAUAUUUAAAAUUAGAUACAACCAAUAGAUUUUUAAAUGAUUCAUUAAUCGAGGACUUAGAUUCAUUAAGUGAGAAUAAAUUCAUGUCUAAUCCAUAUGUUAUAUUAAAUUUAAAAACAGAAGGUCCAAAAACCAAUUUUGAUAAAUAUUUAAUCGAAACUGAUCAAAUUAAAAUGAGACAAUUAUUUCAUAAAUUACAGAAAGAAAAAGGACUUAUUGAAUAUUCUAAUGAUGAUUCGGUAUCAUUAUUUACAAAAAAUCUUCCAGCUCCUCAUCUCAAGGAAUAUUUAAAAUCUGAACUAUCUGGAAAUGAUAUAAAAGUUCACAUUGCUGAAUUGACAAAACUUAGAAAUAGAUUUACAAGUAAUGAUGUAUUACAAUUAAGUUUGGAUAUAGAUUCCGAUGCUGAUUUAUUUGAGGAAUACAUGAGAGUUUUAAGUCCUGAUUAUAAUAUUAUAAUUAUAAAUGAUGUUCAAGAUAAAAAAGUAAUUCACACUUUUGAAAGAUCUAAAAGAAGUACUAGUUUGAAAUCCUUCCAAUUUGAAUCUAAAGAAUCUUGUGAGUCAAAUACCAACAAUUGUAACUCUCAUGGUGCUUGUUCCGAAACCAAAGGUGCUUGGCAAUGUGUCUGUAAAUCAACUUAUAAUGAAGAUGCAAAAAAGACUACUCAUUGGGUUGGUCCAACUUGUGCUAAGAUAGAUGUUAGUACUGAAGCUAAUUUAUUUUUAUGGACUUCUAUCUUUUUAUUAGUUUUAUUAGUUGGUGGUAUUAAAGUUUUGGUAAGUAUUGGAAAUGAUCCAUUACCUGGUGUAUUGGAUGCUGCUACAAUAUCGAAAAAAUCUAUAUAA